UUGGAAUGACGACGAUGUUCGCAACAUUUAUGUGCAACCAGUAGGUGGGCCUUCCCGUCUCGCAGUCGCUGGACCUAUGCGUUUGAAAGACGCUCUUGAUGAUCAUAAGAAGAAGAUGGAGCGCAUGCUGACCCGGGACAAGAAGCUUGAGUACGGAACCACUAGUUGGUUUAAGGUUGACGGGACUUCGGAUCAGCUGAAUUACGGUACAGAGGACAAAACGAAGGUAGUUAAAUUAAAUAAUAGUUUCAUUUUCUCGGCUAGGAAUGUGAUUUAGAAAUCACAUAGAUACUUUGAGCUGAUCACAAGACUGCUGCAGAAAAAAUGGACCGAUUCCGAACAUUCUCAAAAAGAAAUAUCGGACAACCUCGGAAGCGAUGUCGGAAGCAGCGGAGAUGACGAUGACUGCCUGCGGGUCCUGCGGAACAACUUCUGAAGUUGACGAACAGAUGAUUGGGUGCGAUAACUGCGACCUGUGGGGUUUGGGAGCACUGAAAGAGAUGUGAGAAGGAAGACGGGUUGCUCGAUUGAGCAACACACUACACGAUGGCUGCGAAGAGAAGAGAGGAGGGAACUGAAGAGAGGGUGGAGAGGGGAGGAAGUUUGGGGAGUGACGGAAGAAAGACGCGAAUAAAGGUGAUCUGGAAAAUAUAUAUAUUGCUGUGGAAUUCUGUGACAAUCCCGAAAGAUACCGACGACUCUACAACCUGGCGACGCAGGAGAAUAUUCAAGAUGGACGACACGAGACCGAUGCCACAGUUCAGAUGUGAGGAUAUUGCUAAGGCGAGACUACAUCAUGAGUGGAAAGACUGGAAGAGCGGACUAGAAAGAUAUUUCGACGCCAACGACAUUACUGAGCAGUACAAAAAGCGGGCAAAGCUGUUGUACUUGGGAGGGCCCCAACUUGAUAAAGUUUUCACAAACCUUCCGGACGGAAGCAAGUUCCCCUUAGUUGCUACAGAAAAGCGAUAUUAUGAUGUGGCCAUUUCAGCAUUGGAUAACUACUUCCAGCCGAUACAACAAGACAUUUUAGAACGGCACCGCUUACGCCAAAUGAAACAACUUCCUGGUGAAAAGUUUUCUCAUUAUAUGGUUCGUUUGAGACAGCAAACAGCAUUGUGCGGCUUCGACAAAUAUUCGAAAACAACGAAGCAGGUUCUGACUGAAAUGAUGAUUACUGACGUCAUCGUCGAGGGUUGUUUGUCGGUCGAACUUCGCCGACGAAUGUUGCUGAAAGAUCGGUCGUUGGAUGAAAUCGAAGAGAUUGCUUCUGGCUUGGAAGGCGUUGAGUCUCAAAUGCAAGAUCUCGCAGGAAAAUCAAACGAUAGUCGUGUUAGUGAGCAGGUUUAUAAAGUAAGGCAGCGUCCGUCACGGGGAUUUGGACGUCCCCCAGUGUCUUCUUCUAGAGUUGAUCGUUUUCGUUUCCGUGGUCGUCAGUCUACGCCUUAUGCUUCAACCAUCGUUUGUUUUAAUUGCGGUAAAUCGGGACACAUUGCUUCGUCAGAAUCUUGCCCCGCAAAAGGCAAGCUUUGCAGGAACUGCAAACGGAUAGGUCAUUUUGAUUAUACCUGCAAGUCCCCUCGAAUCUCUUCGAAUCCAGUUAAAGCGUCCCCUUCCAGUAAAAAUGUUCGAUCUAUUGAGCAACAGGAAAAACAAGACACUGACGAAGGAAAGGCUUACUACGCUUUUUUCAACGGUAAUCUCAAAAACAUGUUGACAUUUGAAGUCGGAGGAGUACCAUUGGAGAUGUUGGUGGAUUCUGGAGCAGAUGCGAACUUGGUGACAUCUGAAGCGUGGACGAAGUUGAAGCAAGCGGGGGUCGACGUUUGCAGUUCGUCGAAAGAAACCGAUCGUUCAUUUUUCUCUUACGGUAGUAGUAGUCCACUUGAAGUCCGAGGAAAGUUUACGACAAAGAUCAAAAUCGACGACAAAGUGACGGUUGCUGAAUUCUACGUAGUUGAAAAGGGACAAACAUGUCUGCUGGGAGAUACAACCGCUAAACAGUUGCAAGUUCUGAAGAUUGGUGUGAAUCUUAACUGUGUUGAGAAGUCUGAACAGUUCGCUUGUAUCAAUGAUGUCGAGGUCCAUAUUCACAUGCAGCCGGAUGCUAAGCCCAUAGUUCAACCGGUUAGAAGGUUGCCAAUUCCAAUCGAAGCAGAAGUUAACCGAAAAUUAGAUGAGAUGUUGAGCAGGGAUAUUAUCGAACCUAAAACGGGUCCAACUUCGUGGGUUUCUCCACUUGUUGUCGUAGCUAAGUCUGGUGGAGGAUUGCGGUUGUGUGUAGACCUCCGGAGGGUAAACCAGUCAGUCCUACGGGAACAUCAUCCUAUGCCGGUGAUAGACCAAAUCCUGGCCCGUAUCGGAAAUGGUGCAGUAUGGAAGUUGUCAGAGGUCGGAGGAGUUCUACUACGAGGAGAUCGUGUCGUAGUUCCUGAUAGUUUGCGUCAACGGGUCCUGAACAUAGCGCAUGAAGGGCACCCGGGUGUGCGUAUGAUGAAGUCAUACCUUCGAUCUGCCGUUUGGUGGCCCAAACUAGAUGCAGAUUCGGAAAAAUUCGUGAAAAACUGCCGUGGAUGUAUCUUGGUGUCCACUCCUGAUGUUCCGGAACCUAUGCUCCGUAGGUCGCUUCCUACUGGACCUUGGCAAGAUAUAGCUAUUGACUUUCUUGGUCCACUACCUGGUGGUCAGCAUUUACUGGUGAUUGUGGACUGCUACAGCAGAUACCUAGAAGUCUGCGAAAUGAACUGUAUCGAUGCUAUGGAGACCAUUGGCCGUUUAAGGGCAAUAUUUGGUAGAUUCGGAAUACCAUCCUUGAUCAAAGCAGAUAACGGUCCACAAUUCACCAGUGAGGAGUUCAGGGAAUUUUGCAGUGCCUACGGAAUACAGCUGGUGAACACGAUUCCGUAUUGGCCACAGAUGAACGGUCAAGUCGAACGGCAAAACCGUUCAAUUUUAAAACGGCUACGGAUUGCGCAGGAGCUUGGCAAAGAUUGGCAAAAAGAGCUACACGAGUUCCUUCUCGUAUAUCAUGCGACCAACCAUGCAACGACUGGUGAAGCACCUUCGAAGCUGAUGUUCGGACGUCGAAUACAAAGCAGACUGCCCCAUGUUCCAGUUCACUUCGAUGACGAGGCAGUUCGCGAUUUCGAUACUCUGCAGAAAGAGAAGGGUAAGAACUAUUCCGAUAGGAAGCGUCGAGCUGCAUAUAGCGAAAUUCGAGUAGGUGACGCUGUCUUCGUAAAACGAAUGAAGAAGAACAACAAGUUGGAAGCAGAAUUCGCACCUGAGGAGUAUGAAGUGGUAAAAAAGUGUGGAGCAGAUGUUAUCGUCCGUUCACGGCUUACCGGUAAGGAGUUUCGUCGGAACACUGUGCAUCUGAAGAAAGUUCCGGUGGGACGGGAUGAAGGGCAGCUAUCUCCGGACAAGGAAAUUGAUGGGACUGUAGAAACCGGCAUGGAUGAGGAAUCAUCGAAUGAUCGUGGAGCCGUCCUUCCUCCGGAAAAUACAGUUCGCCGUCAACGUGAUCGACAACAGCCAUCUAAAUUCAAAGAUUAUGUACCUUACUAGCUAUUUGAAAGUGUAGGAGGGGUUGUGGGGUUUGGGAGCACUGAAAGAGAUGUGAGAAGGAAGACGGGUUGCUCGAUUGAGCAACACACUACACGAUGGCUGCGAAGAGAAGA
This is a messenger RNA of Armigeres subalbatus, 3680 nucleotides long. RefSeq lists its product as uncharacterized. The transcript has 4 exons. Bases 547 to 3567 code for a protein of 1006 amino acids. Gene Ontology annotation, biological process: DNA integration; proteolysis. Gene Ontology annotation, molecular function: aspartic-type endopeptidase activity; zinc ion binding; nucleic acid binding. NCBI's taxonomy places the organism in Eukaryota, Metazoa, Arthropoda, Insecta, Diptera, Culicidae. The record is from RefSeq and is a predicted model, not a curated record.